Molecule: messenger RNA, 2085 nt
Organism: Schistocerca gregaria
Lineage: Eukaryota; Metazoa; Arthropoda; Insecta; Orthoptera; Acrididae
Exons: 3
Coding region: 1-2085 (694 amino acids)
Source: RefSeq, a predicted model, not a curated record
AUGACCUUGAGCGAAGUUUUGGCAACCGAUAACACGGCCAAACAGGGUGAGGGUUCGGAUCCUGUACUUAGUACUGGAACUACUGCUGUUGAAGGCAGUGAUUUUCCACCCCUGGUAACACGCUUCAAUUGUGAUUCCUCUGCCCGUGAGUUAGACGUACUAACCAAGAAACGACCACUUGAACAUACAGAUGAUCAUUCUGAUGAUGACACCUCCCGACAAUCUCCUGCUGUACGUAAACAGAAAGCUGGCGAUGAAAAUCUGCAUGUGCCCCAAGACGAAAUGCAAGUAGAUUUAAUUGCAGUUUCUGAUACAUCUCGCUCACUGCCAGAAAAUGCAACGGCAGCUGCCGACAGCGAGAAAGUAGAAGUCCCCCAAGCAGUGACAACUUGCCCAGCUGUAAACAGCGAUAAUCAGCUGUUUACCGACGGGAAGUUCGCGGAAGCGGUAGAACAACAACACCGCGACACCGCAACAGCACAGCAACCGGCACCAGAGUGUAAACAAGUGAAAGUGUUUACUCCUGAACCGGAAAAUAAGCAAACACCGUCGCAAGCGUCACAUCAACCGAAGGUAGCAUGUAAACAGCAGGCAGUGUUUACAAACCAGGUCUCUCUAGACACUGCUGCUGAAGCGGCCGCGUCGAGUGUUGCCACAACAAAAUCAGUGCCCGCCAUAACUACUACGGAGUUCCCUCCCCUGAGCGUCAUUACAUCACACCCUUCUGUUCCCGGUUGCGAUCUCCAGAAUAAGAAGCGACCGUUGGAAACGACCGAUGACGGCUCGGACGGCGAGUCCGCCCGUAAUUCGCCUUCCACCCGCAAGCAGAAGCAGUGUAAUGCGGAUGUGCUCGAGGAAACAAACAGUACAUGUAUUGACGUGACGACAGCCGCUGAGGCAACCCGGCCGCUGUCGGCGGCUGAACAGGUACAAACGGUCCACGGAGGGGACGCAGUAACGAUUGUCGCGGAGACGGAAGAGGCGCACUCCGAAGCACAAGAGGUGACGGAGCGGAACCCAACUCAAGAACUUACAGACCCACAAACCGCCGACUCAGUCAGUGCUCUGGAGCUAGUGACGGAAGAACAAGGAAAUGGCACUCGUAAAAAGGACGCUGUUGAGGCAGCUUCGGUCACAACGGUGGUAAAGAUAGACAAUCCGAAUGACGGCGCGUUGAACCAAGAUGUCCGAAGACGCCGACUCAAACCGCUACCUACUCUCAAAGCUUCCCGUAACCAAAGCAAACAACAACCAGCGCAAGAGGAAGCGACGGCCAAGAACGUCUUGUAUGAAAUCAUCACGGAAAGACCUAAGGAGGUACCUUCAAGUGACAUUAGUGAUGCAAAGCCCCUCGCGCCCGCCAUAACUACUACGGAGUUCCCUCCCCUGAGCGUCAUUACAUCACACCCUUCUGUUCCCGGUUGCGAUCUCCAGAAUAAGAAGCGACCGUUGGAAACGACCGAUGACGGCUCGGACGGCGAGUCCGCCCGUAAUUCGCCUUCCACCCGCAAGCAGAAGCAGUGUAAUGCGGAUGUGCUCGAGGAAACAAACAGUACAUGUAUUGACGUGACGACAGCCGCUGAGGCAACCCGGCCGCUGUCGGCGGCUGAACAGGUACAAACGGUCCACGGAGGGGACGCAGUAACGAUUGUCGCGGAGACGGAAGAGGCGCACUCCGAAGCACAAGAGGUGACGGAGCGGAACCCAACUCAAGAACUUACAGACCCACAAACCGCCGACUCAGUCAGUGCUCUGGAGCUAGUGACGGAAGAACAAGGAAAUGGCACUCGUAAAAAGGACGCUGUUGAGGCAGCUUCGGUCACAACGGUGGUAAAGAUAGACAAUCCGAAUGACGGCGCGUUGAACCAAGAUGUCCGAAGACGCCGACCCAAACCGCAACCUAAUCUCAAAGCUUCCCGUAACCAAAGCAAACAACAACCAGCACAAGAGGAAGCGACGGCCAAGAACGUCUUGUAUGAAAUCAUCACGGAAAGACCUAAGGAGGUACCUUCAAGUGACAUUAGUGAUGCAAAGCCCCUCGGUAAAACUAAAACCCGAGAUGUUCGGAAUCCUGCACCAAAAUGA